AGAAGAGAUGCCUGAAGGACCAAAAUACUUUUAAAGAAAUUGGUAUUUUACCUUUUUUUAAAUACACUUUAACUCUUUUUUAUUGGUUCUGGGACAAACGAAGUUGAUUAAAACCUCCUCGAUGUGGAUAUUUGAUUUUGUUUUUAUGAGGAUAUCAUCGCUUUGACUUUUAGCAGGAUUAUUUUUUUAAGGAAACCAGCAAAGAAAGCAGGACGUCUCCAGGGGAUCUGAUUUUUCUUCCCCGGCCGGACCGAGCAGGUCUCCCCGCCUGGAGCAUGAUGUCUUACCUCAAACAGGGCCCGUACGGCAUGAACGGACUGGGCCUGAGCGGAGCCGCCAUGGACCUGCUGCACCCUUCAGUGGGGUACCCUGCGAACCCUCGGAAGCAGCGCAGGGAGCGGACCACCUUCACCCGAACGCAACUGGACAUCCUGGAGGCUCUGUUCGCUAAGACCCGCUACCCAGACAUCUUCAUGCGGGAGGAGGUGGCCCUCAAGAUCAACCUGCCCGAGUCCAGAGUGCAGGUGUGGUUCAAGAACCGGAGGGCCAAAUGUCGCCAGCAGCAGCAGCAGAGCAGCAGUAAAGUAAAAGCACUGAAGAAGAAGUCGUCUCCCAGCAGAGACAGCAGCGGUUCAGACAGCAGUGGACAGUUCACGCCCCCCGCCGUCUCAAGCUCCGCCUCCUCCUCCUCAGCAGGCCUGAUCAGCACCUCUUCGUCUGUCAGCACCCCCGUGUCGUCCAUCUGGAGUCCGGCGCCCAUCUCCCCAACGCCAACCACGCUGCCAGACCCCGUCCAGCCCACAGCCACCUCCUGCAUGCAACGCGCCGUGUCCUCCGCUUCCGGAGGGACAGCAUCCUACCCGGUGUCUUACAGCCAAACGGCUGCGGCGUAUGGUCAGGGCUACACGGCCUCAGCAUCCAGCUCCUACUUUGGUGGCAUGGAGUGUGGCUCAUACCUGGCGCCCAUGCACGCCCACCAGCUCAGCCCCAUGUCGAGUGGCACCAUGUCGGGUCACGCCCACCACCACCACAUUGCACAGACAUCAGGCCACCACCAUCACCACCACCAUCACCCACCACACCCCCAUCAGGCGUACGGUGCUGCCAGCUUGUCCUUCAACUCCUCGGACUGCCUGGACUACAAAGAGCAGACGGCCGCCUCGGCCUGGAAACUCAACUUCAACACCUCUGAAUGUUUAGACUACAAAGAUCAGGCGUCAUGGCGCUUCCAGAUGCUGUGACCUCCUUCUCGAGUCAUCUGCUGUUGCCGUGACAGUGGAGACCAGGUGGAUAUGUCCAUGACUCAGGGGAGGAAGAAGGAAGAGGGUCUGGGCCAUGAUUCUUCUUCCAGUCCAGAACUUUCAAGAAAACUUCCUGAGGAUUUAUUCUUCCAACAAGAAAUCCUCCAGAGACAAGGUGGACUUCCAUGAUGCUGCUAAGACUUCCAGUUUGACCACUUCCACCUCAUCCAGAACCCUGUGGCCCUUUUGUGAGGGUCCACUGGAGAGUGACUUGCAGCACUUGUGUGUCAGCGCAUACAUUGUCAUACUUGUUCUUUUCAAAAUGUCAAUUAGACAUCAAGUUUUUAUAAUAAAGUCAAAGUAUUCAAACCUCUUUCUAUCUCGUGUGACCACCAUUUGUCUCAAUCUAGAGCAUCCCAAACAUGCUAUGGUACAGCCUGCUGGCCACGCAAGAACUGGGAUGUUUUCAGCUUCCGGAAAUUGUGUACAAAGCCUUGAAACUGGGGCCGUGCAUUAUCAUGCUGCUACAUGAGCCAACAAUGAGCCUCAGUCUCAGGAUGCCAUGAAUAAAAUACACCUGUGUUUGUUGUGUGUAACAUACGUCGGCUCACACCAUAACUCCACUGCCACCAUGGGUCACUCUAUCCACAACGCAAUAUUAUGUGCACAAUAUUUGAGAGAGUUCGGCCUUUUAUGUAGAUAGAAAAGGUUUUAGAUCUUGGAGGUCAGCUCAUGAGAAAA
Dunckerocampus dactyliophorus (ringed pipefish) is the source of this 1982-nucleotide messenger RNA. Its product is annotated as homeobox protein OTX1 B-like. The coding region runs from base 276 to 1241 and encodes 321 amino acids. Gene Ontology annotation, molecular function: DNA-binding transcription factor activity, RNA polymerase II-specific; RNA polymerase II cis-regulatory region sequence-specific DNA binding. Gene Ontology annotation, biological process: regulation of transcription by RNA polymerase II; multicellular organism development. Gene Ontology annotation, cellular component: nucleus. The transcript is spliced from 4 exons. The record is from RefSeq and is a predicted model, not a curated record. Lineage: Eukaryota; Metazoa; Chordata; Actinopteri; Syngnathiformes; Syngnathidae.